AGAAUGAGAAAAUUGUUGCCACAUUUCAAAUUUCCUACCACGACAGUGAAAAUAGGAUUGUUAUUUUGUCUUCACGAUAAUUUAUCUUUAUCAUGUAUAAGAAAUAGACAAAAAUUGCGAUUUGGACCAAUAUAGCUUCAAAUAAAGACAUAAGUAUGACCCAUGUCUCGACCCACUUCACGUAUAUGGAGUUGGGAGGAGCAACCAUGUCGCGGCAUGUUUGUUGCUCUCGUCUAGGGAUGACAAUUUCGACCUGACCUGUUUUACCCAAUUUGUUUGGUCUAUUUUGGGGCGGGGCGGGCAUGUGUACUCUCAUCGACCCGACCUGUCCUGACCUGUCCCAUUCUCGACCCGUUCUUGAUUAAUUACAUGUAAUCUUAUUCAAAAUACUUGGAAUUUUCCUUUUAUUACAUCAUAUUUUAGUUAUAAUAAAGUUGUAAAUUAGUGACAGCCGCAAUUUCUCCAAUAAGUUAACUACAUUUAGGUUUGUUUAUUGGUCUUAUAAUGAAAAUAACGAAUAUUUCUAAUGUUUUCCAUAUAAAUUACAUACUCAUUGGGUCGACUUGCCCCAACCUGUACCCCAUGAUAAAUUACCCGACUUGCCAUGGGGUGAGUAUGGAUAGCGAGAUACCCGCCCCAGACAUGCCCUAUUGCUAUUCCUAGUCUCGACCUAGUGGCUACUUAUGUUGUUGGGAAGAACGAAAGGCUUACUGCAAACGAGUCCGAUCGCCUUUCCACUACGACGCUAUGAUCCCAAAGAGAAACAAAAAGCAGUGGGAACAACAUAUUGAGCUUGAGCCUAGCUUCACACUCGACUAGGGAUGGCAAUUACUCACCCAUGGGUAAUUAUACCCAAACCCAAGUAGACCCAUUGAUAAUGGGUUGGGUAUGGGUGAAGUGCAUAUGGGUUAGGGUGUUUGUAUAUGGGUUUGGGUAAGGUAUAGAUAUUGCUUCCAUAAUCUAAAUGGGUAUGGGUUGGAUAUGUAUAUCCAUUUACUUGAGGGUGUUUUAACUACACAUGCAAAAAUUGGACCUAUUUGCAAAACUUGAAAAGUUUAGGUACCAAAAUGUAAGACCAAAAAAGUAGGUACCAAAAUGUAAUUUUCCAUCGAUAUUUUGAGGACUUAUAUGCAAAAAAAAUUAAAUUUAGGUACUAAAUAUGCAUAUCUAUUAAGUUUAGGUACUAAAUUGUAAUUUGUAUUUGGGCAUGGGUACAAACCCAAAUCCAUUUGUUAUAAACCCAACCCAACCCAAAGUAAAUGGGUAUGGGUACAAACCCAUCAAAGUCUACCCAUAUCUAUCUAUUUGGAUUUCAUACCCAACCCAAUUGGGUUGGAUAGUAAAAAACUCAUGGGUAUGGGCAAAAUUGUCAUCCGUACACUCGACUAGCGUAUCAAGAAGAUUCUCCACCGACACUGAUUCGCCUCUUGCUCAAAUACUCGCAGAGAACUAGUUAGACUCGGGUUCCAUACCACGAAAACAAAAAAAAUAAAAAGAUCCAAGUCAGAGACAGAAGCGUAAAUCAAAGUAAGCUCAGCUUCCAAGAGCUUCAUGUCAUUGAUAUAGGUGGUUACAUCGCAGUUACCGUUCCUGGUUCGAGCCAAUAUGUCGUUAAGAUUUCUAAUACGAGACUGAGAACGACUAGUUAUCCGUAGUAGAACAGAUGUUAAAUUUACUUGGUUGGCAACCAAGAUCGUAAUUCCUUUAGGCCUCACACGUCUUCUAACUCAGUCAUUAAGAGACCUUUUUUUAGGUUUGUAAAACAAAUAUGGAGGUUGAGGUACUUCCGGGAUUGAAGUUCUUGUUCGAAUUUCUAAAGGAAAAGAAAGACAAAACUACACUACUAGACAAGGGAAAGCAGAAAAGGUGUUGCAUAGGGGUAAGCUCCUUGAUAACACUGAAUUUGCACAUGUUUUUACCCCUCAUUUCUUGGUUGUUUAGUUUGGUGUUUAUCAUACUUUGACAUAUUUUACGCUAGGUUGUGUUUCCUUUGUCACAUUUCAGGCCUUAGCACGUAAAGUGAACCAUAGGCGCAAGUUUCAAGUCAAUAGGAUAUCAAUUGGCGAUUCAUGUGAAGAAACUCGGGCAUGACCUGAGGAAGAGUGGAUUUCUAACUCAUUUUUUAUGGACAAAUAAUCCUGUAAGAUUUUCUUGAAAAGAAAGAGGAUGAGACUACGAGCGUCUGAGAUAUAAAGGAGACUAUUUCGGAGUUCAGACGAAGGAGAAACGAAGCAUCAAAGACAGUGGAACAAGAACUGAGAAUUACACGGUUUGGAAGCCAAAUUACCCGCUCGGGGAAUUUAACGAUUGGGUAGGGGAUUAUUCCAGAAGCAAAUCCCCGAGUUGGAAGCCAAAUUACCCGACCGGGGAUUCUUGAGGAGACCCAGGGAAAUUUCUAGGUGCGGGUAUAAAUGCGUUUUUGCGAGUUCUAAAAAGGAAGAGCUGGGUUUUGGACCCCAAACACCCAAAGGACAAACCAAAGAGCGAGAUGAGGAUUUGAGAGCUUUUUGAAGCCUUGAAAGCAGGCACGGCCAAGAGCCUGUACUGGCAGGCCCGCCAGCACAGGGCCUCCAAUAAUACAAGGGCCUCCAAUAGUUUGGGCCCUGGUGCCGCGGAAAAAGAAACGGAGGGAGAAAAGAAAACAACUGGACGAAAACCCAACCCAAACCCUCCAACUGUCAAAAUCACCAGAAGAAAGAGCAGGACGACGAUCGACGGCGAGGAGGAGAGGCGAAGCGUAGGGCUGUGAUCGGAGCUUCCAGCGGAACUUCUGGAAUUGGAUCCAGGGUCGGAGAAUGGAAAUUUGGCGGUAGAAGAGAAGGAAGUUCUCUCUAGGAUUAGGAGGAGUAGAAGAAUCGAGGAAGAAGAUUAAAGUGCGCAGGGGCAAGCCGGUAAGCAAUCUAGGUUUUCCAAGCGCCAUCAACUGUCUGUCUGUCUGUGACCGCCAAGGCAACGAAGAAGAGACGAUUCAAGCGCCGAUCAGGAAAAAAAGGUGUCUAUCUAUCUAUCUGGUCAAUAAUUUGCGGUUUCUUGAUCGUUCGUACGCGCUCCACGACGCCGAUUCCCUCUGUCAGAUCCAUUCCUCGUUUUAGUUUCAACCCGUAACUUCCCAAUCCAUUUGCUUGUUGUGUUGUGGAGUUCAAUUCGAAUCUCUCUAUUGCUUCCCGGCAAAUUUCAUGUUUCAUUUUUCAUCAAUGACAUGCGCUUUAUGAUUCUCCUCCCAUUUACUGUGUAAUUAACUGCUCGCAUCGCUACUACCUCUCUCUUUCCAUCAUCAGCACUAGGUUCCUGAGCUCCUCGCAAUUGCUGCUCUUACCCUAAGGUUUCAGUCAUUCGAAUGGCGGAGAAAGCUUGCGUCAAGCGGCUUCAGAAGGAAUACAGGGCACUCUGCAAGGUGUGUAUAUAUUCCUCAUGCCCUCUUCCUCAAUACGCACCUCACUUUUGAAAGCUGCCUUUACAUUGAACGAAUGUCCUUGUAAAGUUUCUGUCUUCCUAAAUCUAGUAUUUGGUAUGUGGUAGAGGCAUUAAAGUUGCCGGGUCUAGGUAUAGGUAUAAUGUUUUAGCAUCGUCCUUCCUGGCAGUUGUAAUAGUCUCUGGCAGUGGCUAACUAUGGUGGAAAAGGAAUCCUGUAGGCUUCACUUCUUACUUGACGUAUUUUGUUCUGUGAUGAACUUUCAGGAACCAGUCUCCAACGUGGUUGCCCGUCCUUCCCCAAAUAACAUUCUUGAAUGGCGUAAGUCAUUGUUCCCUACUAUAUACACUGGCACUGCACAGGCUUAAACUUGAAAUACCACCUGCUUUUCUUAUUGUUCCGCUCCUACAUGUCAAUGAUGCCUUGCCUAUCUGUAAGUCUUAUGUUGACAGAUUCAUGUUGUAGUAAGUAGAUGCUUGAAAUGAAAAUCUGAAGAAACUGGACAAGGUCUCCAUACAUUAUGCACUUGAAAUAAGGCGGCUAUCAAAAGAAAAAAAUUUCCUCCUUUUUCUUCAUUUCGUUUCUUUUGCUCUUCCAUGUGAUCUGGUAUUGUCUGGUCAAUCAUAUUGCCUUGCUAUGCUUAGAUCUGAUUAUUGUUUGUUUUCCUAUGUUGUGAUAUUCUAGAUUAUGUAUUGGAGGGAAGUGAAGGGACGCCUUUUGCAGGUAUGCAACUUGUCAUCAAUGCUCUACUCAAUGGAGAAUACUGGUUUUGCAGCUGGAAAUCAUUUUCUCUUGGGCAUUUUUUUCCAGUUGCAGUUCAUGAUAUUUAAUGUUUCAGUUGGAUUUUAUAAAUUCUUUUCAGGUGGAUAUUACUACGGAAAAAUCAAGUUUCCUCCUGAGUAUCCAUAUAAACCUCCUGGAAUUACGUAAACCUCAUUCUUCCUCGUCGAUGAAUUUAUUCGAGAUUUAAUUUAGUUUCAUGUUUCUCUUUCCAAUGAUGAGCUUCUUUAACUUUUAUUAUCCUUUUUAACUGUUCUUGGUAGCAUGAUCACUCCCAAUGGACGUUUCAUGACUCAGAAGAAAAUCUGCCUGUCAAUGAGUGACUGUAAGUUAGCAAUCAUUUUUCUAUUGGAAAUAAUUUCAUACUUUGUAGUAACUUUGCUUGUAUCCUUCAUGUUCCCCUGUUCAGUUCAUCCAGAAAGUUGGAAUCCAAUGUGGUCCGUAUCAAGGUAAAACUGAUUGGGUUGAGGUGUGCCCUUUAUUGGUUGCAGACAUUCCAUUGUUGUAUUUCUCUAGCUCCCAGGAGGUAGGGUGUAGCCAUUAUGGAAAACCGGUCUUUUUGAUCUUUUUAUAAUGUUCUUUUAUUAUUGUCAUUGGUGCAGCAUACUCACCGGGCUGCUUUCUUUCAUGGUGAGAACACUUCGCCUUUUUGAUCUUCCAGCUGGUUUCAACAUUCAUAUCCGAUCUUGCCUACUCCUGGGACUGAUUGUAGCAAUUGAAAUUGAAUCUAGGAGUUGUUAACUGUUUAGUGAAUAGCAUGCAUUAGAUUUUCCAAGAAUUCGUAUGCACUCUCAUCAUUCAGGAAUAGGGGUUUCAUACUUGGUAGUUUCAAGAAUGUCCAUGGUUUCUUUAAUUCGAAUGAAAACCUGUUGAUGUAGGGUUUAAAUUGCUUCCUUUGAACCUCACUUUGGUUCUAUUUUCUAUUUUACCCUUCUCAUGCAGAUGGACAACAGCCCCACGACAGGCAGUGUUAACAGUACCGUUGCUGAGAAGCAACGUCUGGCAGAGGCCUCUCUUGCUUUCAAUUGCAAGAAGUACGUCGAUCUUUUCACAUAAUCUUCCCCUCUCCUUUUCUGGAUGAAGUUUCUUUUCCAUUUCUUAGUGUGCGGUCGACAUUUAUGGUUAUCCCCUUUCUGCGUCCCUGUUUAACAUUCUGUGCCUAAGUGCACCUGCUUCUUCUAUCAAUUUUCUGAAUGGUCUACUGGCUGGCUCCAUUCAUGUUAAUUCUUUGGGGAUGGUGGCACUUGGUUUUGAAUAAUUGUGAAUUUUAAUGUUGAUGGUAGUCAUGAAGCAGCUGGUCUUUAUGGCAUGUGUGUUGUGAUUGUGACGAGUCUUUCCAAUUGAGUUUAUUGAUGAUUGUUUGCGCAUGACAUCUUCCUUUCUUCCUAGCAGCGCAACAUUUAGGAAGUUAUUUCCGGAGUAUGUUGAGAAGUACUACCUAGAGCAGCAGCAGCAGCAGCCUGGUGGGCAACCUGAUUCAGAUAUGGAACCGGAGAUUGCACAAGACGAGAACUCGAGGCCUAAGCCUGAAAAAGUGGACGGCCAUUUGGAAGAAGAUGCGAAAAGGGUAGAUGCAGCCAAGGAUGCAAGAAGAAACAAAAGAAAGCAGACAUUUCCUGCCUGGGUGGUGAUAUUGCUUGUUUCAAUCUUUGGGAUUGUAAUGGCACUGCCUCUGCUUCAGCUUUCACAUCCCUAGACUGGUGAAUGAAGUGGUAAAAAAACUGAAGCCAGGGUGUAACUAUAUCAAACCGCCAUGAAAUGCUAGCCGAGACUUUUUUAUUUUUUAUUUUUAUCUUCUCUUCUAAGGUUUCAUCUUUGUACCGGAAAAAAAAAGAGGAAAUAUAUAUCGCUUAAUGUGUAUAGAAGUUUGUCAUUCUGACCUGGGUGGUGUGGUGUCUACAGUCUCGAGUCUUGACUGAUUAUAGCAAUAGCACUAGUGUUUUUUUUUUAUGUUGGCAGGAUUUGUCCUUUCGAUCUAACUUGUGAGUAGGGGUGUCAAUUCGGGUUCGGUUUUUCGGGUUUACCUGAAACCGAUCCAAUUAUAUACAUUUUCGGUUUUCGGCUUCGGGUUUUCCGAUUUCGGGUUCGGUUUUGCUUAUUGGUUUUUCGGGUUCCGGCUAAAAACCUCCAAUGAAUAGAACUCAGCCCA
Linum trigynum is the source of this 6341-nucleotide messenger RNA. The record is from the annotation of a GenBank genome assembly. NCBI's taxonomy places the organism in Eukaryota, Viridiplantae, Streptophyta, Magnoliopsida, Malpighiales, Linaceae.